Messenger RNA from Sinocyclocheilus anshuiensis, 2104 nucleotides. It is a transcript of the gene zpax4, whose product is annotated as zona pellucida protein AX 4. The record is from RefSeq and is a predicted model, not a curated record. Lineage: Eukaryota; Metazoa; Chordata; Actinopteri; Cypriniformes; Cyprinidae. The annotation marks the transcript as partial. The transcript has 15 exons.
CAACUGCUAACAAGUCAAUCAACAUUACACAUUUAAAAUAUAGCCGUCAGUCACAUGUUGUCAUUCUUAGUCGCAUAGUUCAGGAUAUUGUUUUAGUGCUAAUGUAGGUUUGGUAGUGUUUUAGGCUUUCACAUUACAGACACUUAGUUAAUCAGUGACUAUGGCUUUUGGAUUUGUUUCAGGAGGCCUGCUUCUCCUGUGUGCAGUAGCUUGUGCACUGCGUGACUCUAAAAACACAUUGCAACAGCCCUCCAGACUUCCACAAGUUCCCAUUGUGGUUGAAUGCAAGGCCCAUUCCCUGUUCAUCUCAGUAGACAUACCACCUUCUGGCAGUGAGCCUCGUUUUGAGGCCAUUGAUGCCACAGGUGCGUAUCCUGUCACAGAGAGCUAUGGGGCUCAGUGUGGUUACACUUACUCUGUCCUGCCUUUGCUGGGUCGUGUUGAUCUCCGAGCAUCAUACUUCUCCUGUCACACGGGAAAUCGGAAAGAUGAGGUCUUCACCUUCAUGUUUGGUGUGUUCAUUAUGGAUAAGAGUGGCAAAGACUCAUUUUUCAAUGUCUCCAAGACUUGCUCUGUUCCUCCUUUCUCUCCGAGGGUGGUUACAUGUGAGGAGAACUACAUGGAGGUGUCUGUGAGAACUGAUCUACCUUGUCCUACAGCUGGCAGUAUUAAAGAAGACUUCUCUGCAGCUUUAGCUGUGGCCCAAAGUUCAGCUGUUGAGGCCUGGCAGGUGAUGCUACAACGAGAGGGCCAGCAGUCUGAGGUCAUGUCAACUGAAAAUGCUGCUACUCUGGGCUACUUCAUAAUGGUCACACCUGGCAGACUUGUCCUUCGAACAACCUUUGGACAACGCCAUGCUUCUGUAAAAAUGGUUAAUGGUGUUGCGGUUGAAGUGAUCCGAGCCACAGUGUUUUUCAGACAGAACUGGAUGGUGGUCAUGGUUGACCUGGUUGCUGCCUGUUCACUGGAUAAAGGCUCUUUUGAUGGCUACAGACUUCACUGGAGGACCCCUGCAGUAAUGACUCCCCUGGUUGUUGGACCCUCUGAGUUGAGGAGCGAGUACAUAGGCAUAGGAGUUGAUGGUGAGGUUGUAGAUGAACAGGCUGCGAUAGACCGAGGCUACUCUGUGACCGUUGCUGAAGAGACUGUAGAGAGUAGCAUCCCCUUUGCUGCUGAGGGAGGAAUACGAAAGAGUUUUGUGAUGGAAAAUAUGUAUAAUGAGCUGUACAUGGUCCAGCUGACCUACCAGCAAAUGCUUGUGGACCAGCAUGGUGUGGUGACCAAGCAUAAUGUGGUCCGGCAGAUGGCUACUCCACCAAUUCCUCAUCCUCCCUUUUCAGUUAACCAAACGACCCUUGAGGCGCGAGUCUUCCAGGUCUACCUGGGUAAUAUUCCUUCUGAUGUGGAACUGGUGUCUGUGGAGCUGAAUGGGCAGGAGAUCUCCGUAUUGACUGCCGCACAGAUGGGGUACGCCAUCACCAGAGUCUCGGAAGGCAAAAAUACCUUUGCGUACAUCAUUAGGGUGCCUUUUGAUGACCAAUUUGUUGUGAAGCAGUACAUUUCGGUGGGCAUUAAGUACUCUCUGGAAAUUAAAUGGACUUUGAACAUCAUACCUCAGAUGGAGGCAUAUUACCACUUUUCUUCUGUGUCUGCUUUAAUCGUUGAUGCCAUACCGCCAGUGUUUGACAGCAUGUGUACUGACAAUGGCAUAAGCUUCAUGAAGGACCAUCAGCAGUAUGACUACUUGUGGGACAUUGCCAUUGGGUCUUACACCUUGACCCCACAGCUGGCAUCGGAGCGUGGCUACAUCCUGACCAGUGACAGCACCACAUUAAUAUUGGCUGUGCCUCUGUUUACCAUUGGAUACGUUUAUGAGGAUAUUACUCUACAGCGGUUCUAUGGCACUUUUGAACUUCUCUCCAGAAAUGUUAAAACCCUGGAGAUUGAUAAGUCCUCAGCCAAACGCUGCCGCUUCCAAACCGCUGAGCUUUUGGUGUGCACUACUGAGGGUGUGAUGACUGUAGUGACUGACAUCACUAAAGUGGUACCUUCCGCCAAUCCUGCCAGAACCACACUGUUGGACCGAAGCUGCAGACCCCAAGAA